UCUUUUACGCGUCCUGUACGGUACCUGUUUGUUUUUAGUCACUCAAGGCCGAUGGUGCUAUCACGUGAUAAGGGAAACCCAAGUCCAGUGAGUCACAAGAAUGUCACGGGUUGGCGAGUCAUCAGUAUUUACCUCAGAGUGACACGGAUGAGAGUGCAGGGCCAUCAAUAAGCCCCCUGAAGACAGUAAUUGAGGGGGUGAAAAUGGCGGGAAGGGACCAUGGGGAGUUACUUACGCGGUUCGAGGAAAUCUUCGGGUCGCAGAUUGACCAUGAAGUUAUCAAGAUGGUCCUGCAGAGCUGUGACUGGGACGCUGCCUCGGCCUCGGACAACCUUCUGAGCAUGGUUGACAGGAAUGAUUUGCCUCCACACGUCCUCUCCGCCCUCACUGCAGACUCCAUUAUGAGGGGUCUGGAUAGGAGGCAACCCGCAUCUCCAGUGCCUUCAGAGGAUCAUGGUUUGGGGUCCCAGGUGUCGAACUACCCCAGACACAUGACACAGGGGGACUCACAGGAUGAAAAUUUACCUCCCACGGACUCCCUUAUGAGUGACCUUGAUAGGAGCCAACUCACAUCUUCCUUGCUCUCUAAAAUUCUCACAUCCGGGCCCCAAGUCUCAAAUUACCCCAUGGAUAAGACACAAGGGGAGGGUAAUGGCCAUGGUAACCCUUGUGGAGAUGAGGCUAAUGCAGAUAACAGGAGCCUACCCUUGAGUACAAUAGAAAGUACAAGUGAGAAGCCUAUAAUCACUGUACCUUCCUCAGCCAGUGCCUUCCCUCAUGCCAGCCCUUCAAGACCUCAUAACGCUAGGUCAGAGGAGGAAGGAGGCGCGGGAAGCCCACUCCUCUCAUCCGCAAGCAAGAGUGACGAGAGUGUGUCCUCCUCCCCAUCCUUUUCGCCCCUCAAGUUCAAUAAGAGUGACGUAGGCGACACGCUGGAGGCUAGGGCGUCUCAGUGGGUCACCGCGCCCCAGUUUGCACCGAAUGCGUUUAACUUCAAGUCCUCGGAGAUGAGAAAUAAAAGGGGACUGUGGCCGCAGGGGAUGAGCAGCAGGCUAAUUGUUGCGCUCCCAUCCGCUAACGCGCCCCCUCCCAAGCAGGAAAUCAUGGAGGUCAAACUGAGUAAAAAGGAAAAGAUCAUUGACAAGAUAUUACAUGGCACGAAAAUGCUGAUUAUCAUGAGGGGUCUGCCCGGGUCGGGGAAAUCAACGCUGGCCAGAGAAAUGAAAGGUGCUAGAGGGGUUGUGCUCUCCACCGAUGACUUUUUCUGUGAUAAGCAUGGCAAGUAUAUAUAUGAGCCGGCAAAAAUCGGCGAGGCGCAUCAGUGGAACCAACACAGAGCAAGUCUACGGCUGAAGCAAGGUAAAUCGCCUAUCAUAAUUGACAACACAAAUCUGCAGGUAUGGGAAAUGAAGCCUUAUGUUAAGAUGGCCCUACAGUAUGGUUAUGAUGUAGAGCUGCUUGAUGCGGACACCCCGUGGAGGCUCAAUGCAAAAGAGCUCGGGAAAAGGAAUUCACAUGGAGUACCUACGAAGAAGAUUGAAGAGAUGAAGGAAAGGUAUGAAUUAAAUGUGGAAAUUGAAGACAUAGUGGCUGGUCUUCAGGGCCUUGGGUUAGUCCAGUCAAGUCCAUCAAGAAAUAGUGGAUCGAAAGCACGUGGAGUGAUUGCGUUAGAAAAUGACUUGAAGGGGACCAAGUUUAGCAAAUGUAGUCCAUCCAGAACCCCAAAGAAAUCGAUGAAUGCAAACCAAAAUGCUGAACCAACAGCACCUGAGGAUGACUUCAGUAUUUUAAAUCCCAGUCUAGAGGGAAAGUUUGAUUAUGAGUCUGACGAAGAUGUAGUUAUCGAGGGGUAUGAUGAAAUGGAACCCGAUGAAGCAGAAAUACAUGUUGAAACCACUGCUGAUGGACUCCAGGCUAUUGAAAUUAGUCCAAGCAUCACUGAAUCAGGCCAUGAGAAAAAGGAAGCUGCAUCGUGUGAAUCUGAAGAGCUUGACAAUAUGAAGAUGUCCGAGGAAGCAGAGAAUACACAUGUUGACGAGAAUAUUCCCUCUGACUCCCUCAUUGAUCUCACUCAUGCAUUAGUGACAUGUAGCACCAAGGAGCAGGAAAGAAAAGACCAAGAAAUACUGAAUGACACCAAGAAGACCAGGAGUGAAUCAGAUGUUAAAGGGGCUAAGUUAAUUAAUGGGACUGGUGCCUAUGAUGAAACAGAGAUACAGGAUUUACUGGAAGAAGCGAGCAAGAGUAUAGAUAUUAACCAGAGUGAGGCAGAGUGGGAUAACUUAACGUCACACAUUUCUGGCGAAGACGUUAGCGAUGAGAAGUUUGAGGAUUUAGUGACAAGCCUCGGAACUGUAUUGAGGAAACAGAUUGAGGGUAAAGGAUCCGUUUCUGAAGCUAAUGGUUGCAGCGUUGAGUCAGAGUCCGUCACUGAAGACUUUGCUAUGUAUGACUUGAUUCGCACCAUGGAGGACAAAACCGGCCAGUCCCUCUCGGCUCUUGUCACUAAGUUAGCUAAAAGUGACGGUGCAACAGAUAUGCCUUCAAUUGAGAACGCUGGAGGAGAGGAAGCAUGUGAGUUUGUCCCCUCCAACACUGAGGCGGAUACAGAAAACCUAACACAGAAUCUUUCCACCUUGAAGUUAAGUGAAAAUGGUCCAGAUAUUUCCAGUGCUGGCAGUGAAGGAAGCCAUAAACCACUGGAUAAUGAUCUAGAGCAUGUUACAAAAGAACCAUUACCCAAGGAGAAAUGUGAAGUGAAGGAAGAGCACAAAGUUAAAAAGGAUCUAGUUUCAAGCGGUGGAGAUACUGAAUGUCCAAUCCCUAAUGAAGUGAGUGGCCUUCCACAGAGCAAUACAAAUGUGCAAAUGGGUCAUGACAGCUUCGUCUCAUGGGAGUGUGUUGACAUAAAUUCAGGGUUGAGCUCAGACACCUGGGACUCAAAGACAGACAAUGCCAAUUCGGACAAAGACGCCCGCGGACCAAAGCCAUGUAGGAAUCAACGGAACAGGGCGCCAGGAGACCCUACAAAAUGGCUGAGUGAAUCUGAUGCACAGAGUGAGAGUGUUGAUGAAACCAUAGCUUCUUGGGUGCCGCUUGAAAGUGGCACUCCUCAGUGGGACUCCAGCGAGCCUGCCAGAAUCACACCUGAACCCUCACCCCCCCAGAGUGGAGGGGCCUCAGCCAAGUACUUGGAGGUUGAGGAGCCACAGUCUCACACUGGCGCCGUCUCCAAGUUCAGGAAACACAAAAGACGCAGCAACUCCACCUCACCAAACAGCAAGAAGUCUGGUAAAGGAGGUUCAGUGCCCAUUGUAACAGUGUCUAAAGAACAGUCUAAAACUACAUAUAAAGAAGUUGAAACACAAACACUGUCCAUUGACUUUGAAGCUUUACAGUUAGACCAUAAGCUGUAUGAAUUAAAGGUAGUGUUUGGAAGGCCUCACUAUGCCCCAGUGACCACAGUCAGCAGCAACUUCAGUGAUAAGGGGCCUUUGACCAAAGGUGGACUAAGACUUGAGAAAGGGACCAUGACAGAGAACAUGUAUGAAAGUUCAGUAUCUACUUUUCAAAACCUUGUUGCAUUCUUCCCAAAUAUUCCUAAGGAAGACCUCAGAGAUGUAUUUGAAAAAUGCAGAUAUGACACUAACUGGGCCAUGAAUGUUCUCUUGGACAGUGGCUAUGAAAUGUCUGCUGACCCCACUGAUGUCCCUGUCAACGAGACGGAGGUGGACAUUGAGACUGAGUCUGUGAGUGACAUGACCAACACAGAUGAAGGGAGGAAUGACGAGUCUUCAUGUGACACAAGUGAUGUGGCUUUUGAUAACUUUGCAGACGAAAGGACACGAAAGAUAAGGCAAAGCCAACAACCAGAUGAUUUAGCAAAAAAGUUGGAAAUAGAAAAAUCCUUUGCAUUUCCAUCUUCAGUUGAUGAUCGUGUCCUGAGAUUAACUGGCAAGCAGUAUAGUGAUCUCAACAUGACAAAAGUAAAGAAAACUAAAAAUAAAAAGCAGCAUGGAAAAGGAAAUAGUCUUCCUGUCAGUACCAAACCUGAAGAGAGUGUUGAGGAGGAGGGCGAGGGGGCACAGUAUGUAACUCUAGUGAUGGACCCGCUGUUUGCCUCCCAGCUCAACAUGAUGUUUGGACCAGUUGGGGAUUAUGAGAUCAGUGGUGAUUUGACAUUUGAGGAUCGCAGUGUUGUCCUUCCUCUUGAAAUUUGUGAAAUGAUACAUAAGUACUGGGCACGCACAGUCAAUGGAAGGUUCAAGCACGAAGCAGAAAUCUUAGACAGCUUGGUUCGUCAAGAUGAGAUUCUCGCACGAAAGCUACAAGAGGAGGAAAAUGCAGGUUUCAACAUAAGUGACAAAAGUGAUGAUGUGCCACAUGACAGCUCGCUGGAAGACCAACCAGUGCGCUUUCAAGAAAUUAUGGACCUUGAGCAAGCAUUACAGGAAAGCCUUAGUAAUAAGUCAUCACCAGAGGACACAUCCAUCUCAUCCAUUCUCAACCUCAAGCGUUUGUAUAAAGAGUAUCCUCAUGUAGACCCAGUUGCCUUGAAAGAAGAAUACAUCAGGAAUGGCUCCAAGUACCAUACAACUGUAAAGAAACUUACCCAGCGAUUCGGCAAGGAGCAAGGAACACCCAAGACAGUGAUAGCACCAGAGGCCUUGAGCAGAUACGAGCAAGAGAUGAUUGAAAGAGCUCAGCAGGACAGCCUGGUGGAUGACGAGGAGGAGCUGCCUUCCGAUCAGCAUGAAGAAAUAGUUCCUGAUGAUCCACAGGUGUUUCGAGAUGAAGCUCAAGCCCAUUAUCAUCAGCGGCAAGAAGCUUUCCAAAAGGCGCAGGAAGCCUCUCGUCGAGGAAUGAAGGCAGCAGCGUCAUACUACGCCCACAUCGGGAACCUUCACUCCGAAAAGCUGCGAGAAGCCAACCAGCGGGCGUCCCAGAAAAUAUUAGAGGCUAAAAAUGCUAACAGAAAAGAUGCAAAUUGCCUAGACCUUCACCUCUUGCAUGUUCCUGAAGCCUUGAGUGCAACGCAAGCAUUUCUUAACGAGAGACAAAGGGUUCUGGUUGCCAGGGGGAUAAGACAGAUGGAGGUGUCCUUAAUAACUGGCCGUGGUGUGCACAGUGCCGGGGGACAGGCAAUACUGAAGCCAGCCAUCAAAGAACACCUUCAGAAAAAUGGAUACUCAGUCUGUGAAGUAAAUAGUGGAAUGCUAAAGGUUAUCCUAAGAGCAAAACCAUCAUAGCUUAGGAACAACACUAAAAUAUUAAUAUAUACUUGUCAGAAUGAUUAAGUAUUAUGGUGACACGCACGUCUAAAAAUAACUUGGUUGAAACUCAGAACUCGUG
Messenger RNA from Eriocheir sinensis (Chinese mitten crab), 5352 nucleotides. RefSeq lists its product as uncharacterized. Lineage: Eukaryota; Metazoa; Arthropoda; Malacostraca; Decapoda; Varunidae. The record is from RefSeq and is a predicted model, not a curated record. Bases 204 to 5249 code for a protein of 1681 amino acids. The transcript is spliced from 2 exons.